This is a messenger RNA of Cryptomeria japonica (Japanese cedar), 585 nucleotides long. RefSeq lists its product as uncharacterized. Lineage: Eukaryota; Viridiplantae; Streptophyta; Pinopsida; Cupressales; Cupressaceae. Bases 1 to 585 code for a protein of 194 amino acids. The record is from RefSeq and is a predicted model, not a curated record. The transcript has 2 exons.
AUGUCCUUGGUCCCCAAACUCCUUGAUAAUGAGGAUAGUAAGAUUCUUGAGGCCGCAAUUUCAAAAAAAGAAAUCAAAGAAGCUAUAGAGGCCCUCAGUAAUGAUAAGUCCCCUGGACCAGAUGGGUUCCCAGUAGAAUUCUACAAGGAUAAUAUUGAAUGGAUAGUGGAUGAUCUCCAUGAGAUAUACUCAGAGGCUAUUCACAAGGGAUCCCCGAGGGAAAAUAUAAACCAAGAUGGGAUUGGAAGCCCACAGACCAAGGUUCGAAACCUCACAGACAAGCCCUUGUAUGUUCAAAUUCGUGUGGGUGCCAUUCUGAGGAAGGCCUACAGAGUGAAGGCUGGGUGCAGUAAAACCCUGAGCUCCACCAACAUCUGCACAAAGUAUUCUCCACAAGGCCACAGCACUUUUUAUUAUGAUGGAAGCUGCGAGCCCUAUGUCUGGAUUCACACUCCUACUUUUGCUGCCUGCUCUACUGCUAAACAGCAGUAUGUGAGCCUCGCUGAUUUGGAGGCUUGCAGAGUGCUCAGCGUUUGCCAAGACUCAAUGAAAACAGCUUUUUCUGUAAUCAGGAUUUACAGAUGA